This is a messenger RNA of Leguminivora glycinivorella, 1522 nucleotides long. RefSeq lists its product as uncharacterized. Bases 95 to 1432 code for a protein of 445 amino acids. The transcript is spliced from 9 exons. Lineage: Eukaryota; Metazoa; Arthropoda; Insecta; Lepidoptera; Tortricidae. The record is from RefSeq and is a predicted model, not a curated record.
AUUGUUGCCAGAGACAAAAAUCGCACAAAAAAUAAGAGGGUAGUUUCAAAAUUGAUGUUGAAUAAACGCAUAAUGUUGUCAAAGUCUGUGUUUGAUGAAAUAUGAUUGUGAUCGUUUAAUAAAUGAAAGUUUAAUGUUGGAUUGGCUGUUAGAAGUUAUCAAACAAAACAUCACGAUGUGUCCCACUACGGAAGCGUACACAGACGUGGUGGAGCUAUGCGCGUUGCUUCAAUGUCUCGGGUUCAGCGUGAAGUCGCUCAACACCAGCGACGGCAAUGUGAGCCAGGAGAAUGGGGCUAGGACUGUGGUCAUCAACUGCCAGGCUUCUGGUCUCCACGUGGUGCUGGAAAGCGGGAGUUCCUCAUGCUCCUGCCCGCCUGAAGCCAGCAACAACAACAGUGGCGUGUGGCACGUGUCUGGGAUAGCAGGCGGCCAACGGCUCGACAAGGAGUUCGGCUGCUCGAUCCUCGGUCAACUCCCGAAGGCACAUCGCGAGCGCUUGUCCGCAGAAUUGCGUGUCAUGAUGCGCUGCAUCAGGGAGAGUGGAGAUAUAGACGAUAAGUCUAAGGAAAAGGUCAACAAGUCUGCUAGUAUGGUCGAGGUUAAAAUGUCUCCGGAGAGACAUCUAUUAAAAGCGGAGACCCCGACACGUUACCGAUCCCUGGACACAUUGACGGCUGCGAAGGAAGACCAGCAGUUGCCGCCGCCUGGCUUGCUGCAGAAGAAGCUUGUGCUGACUGACACAUCAACUGAUGACGUCACUACUGAUAAUAAAAAGUUGAUGUGUCGAAGGCAAAGCACUUACAUGGUGUCACCUCCGGGUAGUGUUAAAGUUCGCAACAAGACAUCUAGCUUCUCCAGCCCCCUCCAGCAGCCCCGAAGCGUGGUACUCGAGAGCUUAAUAGCGGCCGAGAAGGCAGCCGAAGGUCUCCGGCAACAACUGGCCACGAUCAUCAAACAGUUCUCUGACGAGGGGAAGGAUGAUUCUUCCAUGUCUUCGCUAGCGCUCGAUGUCUCCAAGAUAUCCGUACUGAAGGGCACAGAACCAAUGAAAACCCAGUUCGCUUCAAGUCCCAAUCUCUCCGGUCUAGGCACAGUCUACGAAGACAUGAAGAAAAACAAACUAUUGAGACUAGAAAGCGCGUCCACCUCCAACCUGGGGCCCAAGAAACAAACGCCUAUCAAAGAUGGCGGCAUAGCUUCCAAGCUUAGACGCAUCUCGCCUAACUUCUUCAAGAAAAACACUUUGACCAUCAAGAAUGACAAGCUGAAGCCACAGGAUAAGAAUAGUAAACUAAAUAGCAUCUUCAAGCCAAAGGCAGUAACCCCUAAACUGAAAUCAGAAUCUAGCCCAAACCUCAGUGCAUCAACGAAGAAGAGAUUUAGUCACGUAAAAUCCACCAUACCUCGACCUACACCAAAAAAGGAAUAACAUUAAAAAAAAUAUUUAAAAUGCUUUUAAAAUUUAUUUAUUUAACUAUUGGAUGGCAGUGUCUUUUAUUAAAUAUAUUAACUAAACUAA